Panicum virgatum (switchgrass) is the source of this 6260-nucleotide messenger RNA. Its product is annotated as guanine nucleotide exchange factor SPIKE 1-like. Bases 408 to 5924 code for a protein of 1838 amino acids. The transcript is spliced from 31 exons. Gene Ontology annotation, biological process: positive regulation of GTPase activity; small GTPase-mediated signal transduction. The record is from RefSeq and is a predicted model, not a curated record. Gene Ontology annotation, molecular function: guanyl-nucleotide exchange factor activity. NCBI's taxonomy places the organism in Eukaryota, Viridiplantae, Streptophyta, Magnoliopsida, Poales, Poaceae.
AAAUCCCACGGCACAAAUUAAAAAUCGAACCGGUAGAAGCCAAACCAAAUCUUUGUUUUUUCUGCACUUCGUUCCCCCCCCUCCUUUCAUCUAAAAAAACGCUCGCUCCCCUACUCCACCUGCUUCCUCCGCUUCCCUUCAUCCCCACUCCACCAAACCCUCGGCGUCGGGGGAGCAGAGCAGAGCAGAGCACAGCACAGCGGAGCAGGAGGUGGCGAGCGGAAGCAAUGGCCAAUGAGUGGCGGUGGUAGCACCCUCCUCGCCUUUUCUCCCCCGCCCUCUCGCCCUCAGGUUGGUGCAGCGGGUGGGAGUGGGGGAACUCGCGCUGCCCCCGUCGCUUCACGGGCACGCCUCCCUCGCCCGGAUCUGGGCCGCGCGCGCGAGAUCCUGAGCUCCGGGUGACGGCGAUGGAGCCCGCGGCGGCUGCGGCUGGAGAAGGGCAGCGGUUCAAGCGGAUUCCGCGGCAGGCGUGGUCGGGGAACCUGGAGCUGGAUCCACUGCUCAAUGAAAACUUAGAUCAGUGGCCACAUCUAAAUGAACUGGUACAGUGCUACAAGGCUGAUUUUGUGAAGGAUGACGGCAAGUAUGGACGAUACGAGAGUGUUGCACCACCAUCUUUCCAGAAUCAAAUUUUUGAGGGACCUGAUACUGACAUAGAAACAGAGUUGCAGCUUGGCAACGAUAGGCAUUCCAAGCCUGAGGAUGCUACUGAAGAUGAUACGCCAAGCACCUCAGGGAGGCAAAUAUAUGAAACCGAACCAUCUGCUUCAUCGUCAAAAGUGCACUGUAGUCUGUCACCACUGCCAGCAUAUGAGCCUGCAUUUGAUUGGGAGAAUGAGAGAUCUUUGAUAUUUGGCCAAAGGGUUCCAGAAAGUCUCCCUGCAAUUAGCAACAGUGGCUUGAAGAUAACUGUGAAGGUACUAUCUUUGUCAUUCCAAGCUGGAUUAGUUGAGCCUUUCAGUGGAACGAUUUGCUUGUACAACAGAGAUAGAAGGGAAAAACUGUCAGAAGACUUCUAUUUUCACCUACUUCCAACAGAUAUGCUGGAUUCUCAGAUUUCCUUGGAUCGCCGAGGUGUUUUCUCAUUGGAUGCCCCUUCACCAUCAGUCUGCCUUUUGAUUCAAUUAGAAAAGGCUGCUACUGAAGAAGGGGGAGUAACACCUUCUGUUUAUUCUCGUAAAGAGCCUGUGCACUUAACUGACAAAGAGAAGCAAAAACUGCAAGUCUGGUCUCGAAUCAUGCCUUAUAAAGAGUCAUUUGCAUGGGCUAUGAUCCCUCUGUUUGAAGGUAACCAUGCUGGUGGUCUUGGUGAUGCUGCUUCUCCUAGCAGUCCUUUAGCACCGAGUAUAUCAGGAUCAAGUUCUCAAGAUAGUAUUGUGGACCCUAUUUCAAAGCUUACUUUAGAUGGAAAACUCAACCAUUACUCAAGUGGAAGCUCAGUUAUUGUAGAGAUAUCAAACUUAAACAAAGUGAAGGAAAGCUAUAUAGAGGACUCCCUCCAUGAUCCAAAACGGAAAGUACAUAAACCGGUGAAAGGUGUAUUGAGACUAGAAGUGGAAAAACUUCAUGACGGCCACAAUGAUGUGGAUAAUGUUUCUGAAGGCGGAAGCAUGGCCAAUGAUUUGAAAGAUGGUGACCUCAAUAAUGGCAGAUGCAGCAGGAGUAGCUUUGAUGGGCUCCGCACUUCUUUGAAUUCUAGUGCUGCUGCCCAGAAAUAUGCUCAUCACAAUGGUAAAACUUCUAGUGCUGAUAACGGUGACAAUUUUCAGGCUUUUGACUUUCGGACGAUGACCCGAAGUGAACCAUUUUCACAACUUUUUCAUUGCCUCUAUGUGUACCCAUUGACUGUUAGCUUGAGCCGCAAACGAAACCUAUUUAUAAGAGUGGAACUAAGAAAGGAUGAUUCUGAUAUCCGUAAGCCUCCAUUGGAGGCUGUUCAUCCAAGGGAGCGGAACACAAUGUUACAGAAGUGGGGCCAUACACAGAUCGCCGUUGGAACAAGAAUGGCUUCCUACCAUGAUGAAGUUAAAAUCAGUCUGCCUGCUCUUUUGACACCCCAACACCAUCUUGUGUUCACUUUUUUCCAUGUAGAUCUCCAAAUGAAACUUGAGGCACCAAAACCAGUGAUUGUUGGGUAUUCAGUACUUCCGUUGUCGACACAUAUUCAGUUACUUUCGGAUGUAUCCUUGCCAAUUUUGAGAGAGCUCGUCCCACAUUACCUGCAGGAAAGUGGAAAGGAGAGAAUGGACUACCUGGAGGAUGGAAAAACUGUUUUCAGGUUGCGUUUAAGGCUCUGCUCGUCAUUGUUUCCAGUUAAUGAAAGGAUAAGAGACUUUUUUGUUGAGUAUGACCGUCAUACUCUACAUACAAGCCCCCCUUGGGGUUCUGAGCUUCUCGAGGCCAUAAAUAGUUUGAAGAACGUCGAAUCUACGGCAUUGUUACAAUUUCUGCAACCGAUACUUAAUAUGUUGCUCCAUCUUAUUGGUGAUGGCGGUGAGACCCUUCAGGUUGCUGCAUUUCGAGCCAUGGUUAACAUUUUAACCCGGGUGCAGCAGGAGUCAUCAGACGGGGCUGAGAGAAAUAGGUUUCUUAUUAACUAUGUUGAUUUUGCUUUCGAUGACUUUGGUGAUCGGCAAGCACCUGUGUAUCCUGGUCUAUCUACUGUUUGGGGAAGUCUUGCUCGGAGUAAGGCUAAAGGUUAUAGAGUUGGUCCUGUAUAUGAUGAUGUAUUGGCAAUGGCUUGGUUUUUUCUGGAGCUUAUUGUAAAGUCAAUGGGCUUGGAACAAAGUCGUCUCUUCUACCACAACCUUCCAUUAGGUGAAGAUGUUCCACCUCUACAAUUGAAAGAAGGUGUUUUCAGGUGCAUCAUGCAACUUUUUGAUUGCCUUCUAACCGAGGUUCAUGAGCGCUGUAAAAAAGGUUUAAGCUUGGCAAAGCGCUUGAACAGCACGCUUGCUUUCUUUUGCUACGAUCUUUUAUCAAUUAUUGAGCCUCGCCAAGUUUUUGAGCUGGUUUCGUUGUAUAUGGACAAGUUUGCCGGAGUUUGUCAGUCAGUCCUCCAUGACUGCAAAUUGACAUUCCUGCAGAUAAUAUGUGACCAUGAUCUAUUUGUUGAGAUGCCUGGGCGGGACCCCUCUGAUAGAAACUAUCUGUCGUCAGUUCUUAUUCAAGAGAUCUUUCUCACCUUGGACCAUGAUGAUUUGUCUCAACGAGCAAAGGCUGCUCGAAUUUUAGUAGUCCUUUUAUGCAAGCAUGAAUUUGAUGCACGUUAUCAAAAAAGUGAAGACAAGCUGUACAUUGCUCAGUUGUAUUUUCCUCUUAUAGGGCAGAUCCUUGAUGAGAUGCCUGUUUUCUAUAAUCUGAAUGCUGUUGAAAAGCGUGAGGUGCUAGUUGUCAUUUUGCAAAUCAUAAGGAACUUGGAUGAUGCAACUCUUAUCAAAGCAUGGCAACAGAGCAUUGCUAGAACCAGAUUGUUCUUCAAACUUCUUGAAGAGUGUAUAACCCAUUUUGAGCACAACAAAACCGGAGACAGCAUGCUACUUGGUGCUAGUUCUCGGAGCCCUGAAGUUGAGCGUCCUGCGUCCCCAAAGUACUCGGAGCGAUUAUCCCCAUCAGUUAAUGCAUAUUUGUCAGAGGCAUCAAGGCAUGAAAUAAGGCCUCAGGGAACACCAGAAAAUGGAUACAUGUGGAAUAGGGUUAGCCCUCAGCUAAGUUCUCCAAAUCAACCGUAUUCAUUGAGGGAAGCACUUGCUCAAGCGCAAUCUUCAAGAAUUGGGUCAACGGCCAGGGCAUUGAGAGAGUCUCUACAUCCAGUACUACGACAAAAGUUGGAACUUUGGGAAGAAAAUCUCAGCACUGCUGUGAGCCUGGAAGUGUUGGGAAUAACUGAUAAGUUUUCAGUUGCUGCGGGCACUCGUAGCAUCACUACUGAUUAUGCUAAGCUAGAUUGUAUAACAUCAAUCUUAAUGGGUCUUUUAUCUAGGAGCCAGCCCUUGGCCUUUUGGAAAGCUUUCCUUCCUGUGGUCUAUAAUAUAUUUAAUCUCCAUGGUGCAACACUUAUGGCAAGGGAGAAUGACCGCUUCUUGAAGCAGAUUGCUUUUCAUCUUUUGCGGCUUGCUGUUUUCCGAAAUGAUUCAAUUAGAAAAAGGGCUGUUGUUGGGCUGCAGAUUCUUGUUAGGAACUCAUUCAACUAUUUCAAGAACACUACAAGGCUGAGGGUCAUGUUGACAAUUACUUUGUCAGAAUUGAUGUCUGAUGUGCAAGUAACUCAGAUGAAAUCCGAUGGUUCUCUUGAAGAAAGUGGUGAAGCUCGUCGCCUUAGGAAAUCACUGGAGGAAAUGGCUGAUGUGAGAAGCAAGGAUCUGUUAAAAGAUUGCGGCCUCCCUGUUAAUGCGUUGGAGGCUGCUCCUGAAGGUUCAUCUGAUAAUAGGUGGUCCUGGGUAGAGGUGAAGCAUCUGUCUAAAUGUCUAGUCCAGGCCCUUGAUGCUGGUCUGGAGCAUGCCCUCUUGGGUUCUGUAGUAACUGUGGACAGGUAUGCGGCCGCUGAGGGUUUCUAUAAGCUAGCUAUGGCCUAUGCACCUGUUCCAGAUCUUCACAUUAUGUGGUUGCUGCACCUGUGUGAUGCACACCAGGAGAUGCAAUCAUGGGCUGAAGCAGCACAAUGUGCAGUUGGUGUAGCUGGUGUGAUCAUGCAGGCACUUGUUGGAAGGAAUGAUGCUGUGUGGAGCAAGGAGCAUGUUUCUUCGCUGCGUAAGAUUUGCCCUAUAGUGAGUGCUGACGUUUGUGCAGAAGCCUCUGCAGCUGAAGUUGAGGGAUAUGGUGCAUCCAAACUAACAGUGGAUUCAGCUGUCAAGUAUCUUCAACUUGCCAACAAACUCUUUGCACAAGCUGAACUCUACCAUUUUUGUGCAAGCAUCCAGGAACUCAUCAUUCCUGUGUAUAAAAGCAGAAGGUCUUAUGGACAGCUGGCCAAAUGCCAUACAUCACUCACAAACAUCUAUGAGUCAAUUCUUGAACAGGAAGCCAGUCCUAUACCAUUUAUUGAUGCCACAUACUACCGAGUUGGUUUCUAUGGUGAGCGUUUUGGCAAGCUCAAUAAAAAGGAGUAUGUGUUUAGAGAGCUGCGGGAUGUACGUCUUGGUGACAUUAUGGAGAAGCUUAGCCAUAUAUAUGAGGCUAAAAUGGAUGGCAAUCACACCUUACACAUCAUUCCAGACUCGAGACAAGUCAAUGCUGAUGAAUUGCAACCUGGUGUCUGCUAUUUACAGAUCACUGCUGUUGAUCCUGUGAGGGAGGAUGAGGACUUGGGUAGCAGGAGGGAAAGGAUCUUUUCUUUAUCUACUGGUACUGUACGUGCACGUGUGUUUGACCGUUUUCUUUUUGACACACCAUUCACAAAGAAUGGAAAAACACAAGGUGGCUUAGAAGACCAAUGGAAGAGACGCACAGUGCUUCAGACUGAGGGUUCAUUUCCUGCUUUGGUGAACCGCCUGCUAGUUACCAAAUCUGAAUCUCUAGAGUUCUCUCCUGUUGAGAAUGCGAUUGGAAUGAUCGAAACAAGAACAGCUGCAUUGAGAAAUGAACUAGAAGAACCACGGAGUUCUGAAGGCGAUCAACUACCAAGGCUUCAAAGCUUGCAAAGGAUACUCCAAGGAAGUGUGGCUGUUCAGGUCAACAGUGGAGUGUUAAGUGUGUGCACUGCAUUCUUAUCCGGUGAGCCUGCGACCAGGCUCCGAUCACAAGAACUGCAGCAGCUCAUCGCUGCAUUGCUUGAAUUCAUGGCUGUCUGCAAGCGCGCAAUCAGAGUGCAUUUCAGAUUGAUAGGCGAAGAAGACCAGGAAUUCCACACCCAACUCGUCAAUGGAUUCCAGUCACUCACUGCUGAGCUGUCUCACUAUAUCCCUGCUAUACUUUCAGAGCUAUGACAGUACUGUAGCAAUCUGGAAAUUAGGUAGCAUGUGAAUGGUUGUUCAUUCUUUCAGUCAAGAUCCCCACCAAAUGUCCAUAUUUCCAUUAGCUUUGGUUGUAUAGUUCUGAGAACUGGAAAUUAACUAGUCUUUGCAGUUCUGUACCGUUUCGUAGUACUGAGUCCCGAUUUUGGAGUGUAAAGCUGGCUAAUCCUUAGUGUUAUGUCUACGUCACCGUGUCUUUCGUUGCAGUUUGCCCGCUGUACUAGCAACGAGUGGACAUUUUGACCCCCGUUGUAUUUUGCUGGUCUUGUGGCGUGAUAUAUAUAAUGCUUGGUGAUUCUGUUGUCUCUU